Messenger RNA from Salvia hispanica, 946 nucleotides. RefSeq names its product protein GENOMES UNCOUPLED 4 (gene GUN4). Gene Ontology annotation, molecular function: tetrapyrrole binding. Lineage: Eukaryota; Viridiplantae; Streptophyta; Magnoliopsida; Lamiales; Lamiaceae. The record is from RefSeq and is a predicted model, not a curated record. Gene Ontology annotation, biological process: chloroplast-nucleus signaling pathway. Gene Ontology annotation, cellular component: chloroplast.
CCCAAACAACAAAAUCCAAAAAAAAAAAAAAAGUAUAGUCGUGUUGUAGUAGUAAAAUGAAUCAACAAAAAUUGCUAUAAACAAUUCCAUUUCCAUUUUCCACCCACAAAUUCUUGAAAAACAAAAAUAAAAUAAUGUCCACCAACACCUUAAACUCCAUACACCACCACUACCACCGCUCUCUCCGGCGGCGCCACUCCCUAGACUCCCCCCGCGCAACCUUAUUCCUCCGCCGCACCACCACCACCGCCACCACCUCGCUCUCCCACUCCUGGACAUCCUUCGCCGCCACCUCCGCCGCCACCUCCACCCCCACCACCGACCCCUCCACCUCAAAAUACUCAACCUCACUAGACCUCCUCCGGCAGCACCUCGGCGGAAAAGACCUCCGGCAGGCCGACGAGGAGACCCGGCGCCUGAUCAUCGCCCUCGCCGGCGAGGCCGCCGUGAAGCGCGGCUACGUGUUCUUCUCAGAGGUCCAGUUCAUCCCCGCGGAGGCGCUCCGGGAAAUUGACUCCCUGUGGCGGCAGCACAGCGAGGGGAAGUUCGGGUACAGCGUGCAGCGGAGGAUUUGGAAGAAAUUGAAUAGAGAUUUCACGUCGUUGUUCAUCAAGGUUGGGUGGAUGAAGAAGCUGGAGAGCUCGGAGGUGGAGCAGUACAAUUACAGGAGCUUUCCGGCGGAGUUUACGUGGGAGAUGGAGGAGGGGCCGCCGGAGGGGCAUCUGCCGCUGACGAAUGCGCUGCGAGGGACGCAGCUGCUCAGCUGCAUUCUCAGCCACCCGGCUUUUGACGGAGAAGAUGAUGAGACUCAAAGUGAUGAUGAGAGAGCUGUUAAGCCAUUGAGUAAGAGACCCACUCCCUUCCAAACUAAUUACUCUUUCUGAUUUAUGUAAUCCCCUCUUCAAUAUAAUGCUUUUAUAUAUAAAAGGAUUCAAUAAAUUCAUUA